Molecule: messenger RNA, 4848 nt
Organism: Lates calcarifer (barramundi perch)
Lineage: Eukaryota; Metazoa; Chordata; Actinopteri; Centropomidae
Gene: efna3b
Product: ephrin-A3b
Exons: 6
Coding region: 729-1394 (221 amino acids)
Biological process (GO): ephrin receptor signaling pathway; axon guidance
Cellular component (GO): plasma membrane
Molecular function (GO): ephrin receptor binding
Source: RefSeq, a predicted model, not a curated record
UACUUUUACACCGGCAGUGGAGGUCGAAUAAUUGACCACAAAAAAAAAAAAAAAAAAACUUCAAGUCGUAGUGAUUCCUGAUGUGCUGCGACUCGGCCACAAUAUUGGAGGAAUGCGCUUUUGUCGCUCGCUGGGGGUGGAGUUACAAAGUGAACGAGCGCUGCCUACCAAACAGAGAGAAGAGAAGGAGGAGAGAAAGAGAGAGGAGGAGAGAGACGGGUGGGCAGGCUGCUCACCGUAAACGAUGGUUGUCGGAUAGAGUCUUGAAGACCUAAUGAAACUGGCUGGUUGAAUUGUUUGCAGCGACUACAGAGCCUCGGCAGACCCGCGGCGUGCUUUGCAUCUUUCGGAGUCUUGAAACUGCAGCAGCACGUAGAUAACAAGAACACUUAAGAAAAAAAAAGACGAAGAAGAGGACUUGCUUAAUCAGAUAUAUUUCCCUCCACCACCACCACCACCUUUAAUUUCCCUUUCACGUAAGCGGCGCACAACUCUUUCUCAGAGGACAGGAGCGUUUCAUGCCCGGGGGAAGACCGACCUCCUGCUUGGACCCACUACCGGCCUCCCACACUUCUCUGGCGGGCUCAGAAGCAGCAGUUCCCGGCAUUUGCUGGGAUGUUUGAGUCUCGUUGUUUGGUGGUGGGGUGAAGGGACCGAGAGAGUGGCCGGAGAGACCGAAGAGAGGGGGGAAACGGAGGCCGAGAGAGAGGGAGAGUGGAGCCGAGAGCAUGGCUCUGGUAGCGCUGUCUCUCUGGGUGCUAACGAGUCUCACCUGGGCGAACCUGUUCCAGGUGUCAGCCAACAGGCAUUCCGUUUACUGGAACAGCUCCAACAUACAUCUGCGCAGGGAGGGCUACACAAUGCAGGUGAAUGUUAACGACUACCUGGACAUCUACUGCCCUCACUACAACGACAGCCAGCGCAUGGUUGGCACCGGAGAGCAGUACGUCCUCUACAUGGUCAGUUACCGUGGUUACAGGAACUGCGACCCCCAGAUGGGCUUCAAGAGGUGGGAGUGUAACCGACCUCAUGCCCCCCAUGCACCCAUCAAGUUCUCUGAGAAGUUCCAGCGCUACAGCGCCUUCUCGCUGGGCUACGAGUUCCACGUUGGACAGGAGUACUACUACAUCUCCACGCCCACCCACCACCACGGCCGCAGCUGUCUGAGACUACGAGUGUAUGUCUGCUGCUCCACGGCCUCUGAUGUGGAUGAUGAGCCAGAGCCUACAGAACCAGACUACACGCUUAGACCAGGCCUAAAAAUUGACGAUAUUGAUGAAUUUAACCCCUUUGUUCCCAAGCUGGAGAAGAGCGUCAGCGGAAGCAGCCCAUCCAGGGAUCGCCUUCUCCUCACCGUGACGAUGCUCCUUCUGGCCGUUCUCUUCAUCUCCUAGCAACGGCCAUCCCAUCAGCGUCACCAUGCCAACUAGCCUUGGGAGGGUGUACAGUAUCAGUGGGUGGGAGAGGAGUGGGGGGGUGGGGUGGGGGGCCUGGGUGGCCUGGGGGGAGUCAAGAGAGGAGAGGAUAGGAGAGGAGAGGAGAGUUAAGAUAUUGCAAAUAGAGCAGGAGGCAAGAGGAGCAAGACUUUGAAAUGAGAGUUUUCAAGCAUCACAGUGUGUGUGUGUGUGUGUGUGUGUGUGUGUGUGUUUGUACAGCUGCGUGUUUGAGGUGUGUGGAGUUGAAAGACCUUCAGGCGCUCGGUGACACAGACUGAACCGUAUAUUGCAUAAAAGUCAGCCUGUGCACACAGAUGCAGGUGUGGGUAGACUGUGUGUGAGUGAGCGUUUGUGUGUGUCUGUGUGUGUGUCUGAACAGGCCACAGGUUGAGCUUGUUGAAUCAUGCACACCACACAAAGCAUUUAUACAACAGGAGUGGGGCGGGGCUGAAAUCCUAAUAAAAUGAAGAAAAGGCAUCAAAUCCACCCACCCAAUUGAAAACCAUUUGAAGACUUUCCCCUGGAUCUGAUUGGCUAUAACACUUCCUUAGGGCUAGUUGCCAUAGUUUCUUGCAACAAGACUUAAACUGAACUCAAAUGAACUGAAUCAAAUAGAUUUCAGUGGAAUUGAACUGAAAUUGCCUUUUUUUUUUUCUUCUUCUUCUUCUUCUCUCUUUUUUUUUUUUUUUGUUGAUGUUAUUGUUGUUGAUCUUGAUGCUGGGAACUUGUCCCAGUACACAGAGCGGAAAAAAAGGAACCAGCUGAUGAACUGCGCUGGUCCUGUGUAGGAGACUAGUCAAAGUAGCUGAUAGUUCAUACACAAACACAUCCUGGGACUCCAGACGCCAGUGUUUUAGUUGCCAUCUCCACUCUGCUGUGUCAUCCUGUGUUCACCAUCAGUCUCUAAAAACGACAAUGUGACUGGACGGGGUCGGGGUGGGGGGAGGAUACAGAGCAUUUAAACGAUGAAUCAUUCACUUAAACAUCAUUUGAUGAGGAAAAAAAAGAAAGGGAGGAGGAACUUAGAUGUGCCAUUGACACAGAAACCGGAAGGGGUUUAUUGAUGUUAUAAGUUGCUGUGUUACUUUUUCUGUCCUGUCUUUGAAGUACUUGGUUAGUCCUCUGUCAUCUCCGAGGUUAACUAAAGCACACGAUGGCUCCAGAGCAGCCAUGGAUACACUCAGCAAUACUGCCCUCCUCUCAACCCGACUGCAAGCUGUUUGGAGGAAAGAAAGAGGAGCUGGUGAGGAGGGAUGACAGAGGAAGAACAGGCACUCACACAAGCAUCAAAGGACAGAUCCAGUCCCGGACAAUAAGACGCUAUCUACUGGUCUAUGUUGGUGUAGCAACCUGCACUACCAAUCUCAUCUCUGUAAACUCAUUUGUCAGAUGCCACAUGUAAACAGUUUUCUGUUUUCGUACAAGUGUGUUUGUGUGUGCCUGAGAGAGGAAAAACAUAUGUCUGAGUGUGCCAUGUGUGAGUGUUUGAGUGAGAAUAUUUUAAAUGGUACUAACAGCCUGAAAAUACAUCCACAUACUGUACAUCUUAUAAGUAUGAAAAUGCAAAAUAAAAUAAAAAAAAACAAAAAACAAAACACAACUAAAGCAACAAGUAAUACAUAAAAACCAAGUGCUUUGGUGAGAGGUACUGCAUUUCAAAACUCAAAAAACUCUACCAGUCGGUUGCUUCAGAAUAGCGUUUCCAUAGCAACUAGCACCUUAUUCACCAUGGUUACCCUACCCUGCCAAUGAUGGACUCUAGUAGGGCAUGGCUUACCAUAGUAGCUGAUAACAAUGAUGAAGGUGAUGAUGAUGAUGAUGAUGAUAAUGAUGACAAUGGACUGCGACCCAACUGUUGGACGACCUGGUCACAUGGCGGCACAGGAAACGUUCAAGUACCCGUGUAAAUGUCAAAACGGACAGAGAAUGGAAUUACAAUGCUUUGAAAUCUGCCGAGAUGAAAUGUGAUGUAAGCAUUUUUACAAACUUGAAGCUCAGUUUCCUUUGUGGUUGUUUUGUUUUGUUCUUAUCAUUUUUUAAUUAUUCUGUUGAGUUUGUUGUGGUGUAUAGUUGGUUAUCUUGAGGGGUAAGUCGGUGUUUAAAAAGUUGGAAAAUUGGGUGGGGUUGAGCCAUAUGUAAACCUGUGCUGCACUCUGUGAAUCUCAAAUUUACAGUCAAACUAUCUCGCAGAGAAUAACUUUUUUGUUUUUAAAUUUUUGUUUCUGGACAUUUUUGUCUAAUUUUCUUGUCUCCUUAAAGGGACUCAUUAGAUGUAUUACUCAGCCUAAGAAAACUUGUCACAGAAUCCGGGUAAUUAACCCUGAUGAUGUCACAAGGGUUAACUCAGACUUAUCCUGAAACCUUAACAGACAACCUGUGUUAGAAGCGAGAACCUCGAGAUUUGAAAAAUGAAGGUAUUUAGCAGGCAGGGAUGGACUAACAAUCGAUGUUAUCAAGUUUUCUUGCGAGUUUCCCAAUUAUGUGGGAGUGCAAUACUAAAUUGUCAGGGAAACUCUUUGAAACAAAGCUAUGUCGUUAUCAGAAUCUGUUUACAUGGUACAAUAAUAAUAUGUCUGGUCCAGGCUGUGACCAAUUCAACCAAAAGGGUGGUUAUUCUCCCUUUUAGAGUCCUGAACUGGUCAAAUAAAGUAGUAAAUACAUUUUUGAAUUCAUAGAAAUGUAUUAGCUCUCGUCACCCUAACAAGAGCAUCUUUCUAUGGAAACAACUAAGGGUCCUGUAGUUUUGGAGCAUCACUGAGCAUAUCUGACUAUAAUACAGUGUGUGAACCAGUCCAGGUGUAUGUAUGGCUCUUGGUGGGAGGGAGAGGUAGGAAAGGUUUGGGUUCUGGUGUUGAGGGGGAGGAUCGAAGAGCUGUGCAAGAGGGAAAAUCACUCUUCAAGAAGUUGCACUUAAGAACUUAGACACGAGAGCAAGAAAGUGCGUGUGUGCAUGUCUGUUUGUGUGUCCAUCUGAAUGAGUGUGUGUUUGUCAGGGGGGAGUAAGAAUCAGAGUUCAUUUCUGUUAAUCACUUCAUGGCCAUGUGCGGGAGCUUUAGCAUGAGAUGCUGUCUGUCUUUGUGUGUACCGAUGUCAGUGUGGGCGCGCGUGUGUGUGUGUAUGUAUGUAUGUAUGUAUGUAUGUGUGUGAAUGGAUUAGUGAGCGAAUGAGUAACAGUCUCUUUGUUUCUGCUCUUUCCAUGUGUGUACGUGCGAGAGAGUGUGACUGAUUGUUGUCUGGCAAAACAACAAAAGCAUUUAAUAGUGUUGGAAACAACAAUUUACAAUCAUGUUUACCUUCGACUGGAAUGACUUUAAAUGAACUUGAAAAUAAACUGUAAACUGAACAAACCAUAACAGAGGUUAUAACAAUGAUCAUGAUAACAAAAUAAUAAGCUUACAAAUCUUACUUUUAA